Messenger RNA from Eubalaena glacialis (North Atlantic right whale), 2434 nucleotides. RefSeq names its product carnosine dipeptidase 1 (gene CNDP1). Gene Ontology annotation, molecular function: metallodipeptidase activity. The coding region runs from base 42 to 1496 and encodes 484 amino acids. Gene Ontology annotation, biological process: proteolysis. The transcript is spliced from 11 exons. The record is from RefSeq and is a predicted model, not a curated record. NCBI's taxonomy places the organism in Eukaryota, Metazoa, Chordata, Mammalia, Artiodactyla, Balaenidae. Gene Ontology annotation, cellular component: cytosol.
AUCUCUCCUUCCUUGUUUUCCUGCUGCUGCUGGACGGAGGCAUGUUCUCACCGUCCUCCCCGCCCACCGGGCUGCUAGAGAAGGUCUUCCAAUACAUUGAUCUCCAUCAGGAUGAAUUUGUACAGACGCUGAAGGAGUGGGUGGCGGUCGAGAGCGACUCGGUUCAGCCCGUGCUGCGCCUCCGACGAGAGCUGCUCAGAAUGACGGGCCUGGCUGCAGACCGGCUCCGGCUCCUGGGAGCCUGCGUGGACUCGGUGGACGCGGGUUUUCAGCAGCUGCCUGAUGGUCAGAGCCUCCCGAUACCUCCCAUCAUCCUGGCCGCACUGGGGGAUGAUCCCAAGAAGCCCACCGUGUGCUUCUACGGCCACUUAGACGUGCAGCCUGCCAGACAGGAGGAUGGGUGGGUCACGGACCCUCACACGCUGACGGAGGUGGAUGGAAAACUGUACGGCCGAGGAACGACAGACAACAAAGGCCCUGUUUUAGCAUGGAUCAACGCUGUGAGCACAUUCAGAGCCCUGGACGAGGAUCUGCCCGUGAACGUCAAAUUUGUCAUCGAGGGGAUGGAGGAGGCUGGUUCUCCUGCCCUGGAGGAACUUGUCCAGAAAGAGAAGGCCGGGUUCUUCUCAAGCGUAGACUACAUCGUGAUUUCAGACAAUCUGUGGAUCAGCCGGAGGACGCCCGCGCUCACGUGUGGGACGCGAGGCAACAGCUGCUUCAUGGUGGAGGUGAAGUGCAGAGAUCAGGAUUUCCACUCGGGGACCUUUGGUGGGAUCCUUAACGAACCUAUGGCGGAUCUGGUCGCUCUUCUUGGCAGCCUGGUGGACUCUUCUGGCCGAAUUCUGAUCCCUGGAAUCUAUGACCAUGUGGCUCCUGUUACAGAGGAGGAGAAGAGAACAUACGAAGCCAUCGAUCUGGACCUCGAGGAGUACCGGAAGAGCAGCCAGGUUAAGAAGUUUCUGUUUGACACCAAGGAGGAACUUCUAAUGCACUUGUGGAGAUACCCAUCUCUUUCUAUUCAUGGGAUUGAGGGUGCGUUUCAUGAGCCUGGAACCAAGACAGUCAUCCCUGGCCGAGUGAUAGGAAAAUUUUCAAUCCGUCUAGUCCCUCACAUGAACUUGUCUGUGGUGGAGAAGCAGGUGAAGCAGCAUCUUGACUAUAUAUUUUCCAAAAGAAAUAGCUCCAACCAGAUGACUGUAUCUAUGAUGCUAGGACUACACCCGUGGACUGCAAAUAUUAGAGAUAAUCAGUACCUUGCGGCAAAAAGAGCCAUCAAAACAGUGUUUGGGACGGAGCCAGACAUGAUCCGAGAUGGAUCAACCAUACCCAUUGCCAAAAUAUUCCAGGAUACCAUCCAGAAGAGUGUGAUGAUGCUCCCGCUGGGCACCGUGGAUGAUGGAGAGCACUCGCAGAAUGAGAAAAUCAACAGGUGGAAUUACAUAGAGGGAUCCAAAUUAUUUGCUGCCUUUUUCCUGGAGAUGGCUAAGCUGCAUUAAUCAUGGCAGAAACCUUCCAGCCUAGGUCUGACCUACUGACAGAUCCCCUUUCACACAACCCUGGGCAGGAACAAAAUCUAACCAUCCAGAGGAAUUUGGUCCCCAAAAUAAUGUUUUCCCUUGGACAUUUGGACCAGUAAUAAAAUAUUUCCAAGGCGCAGACAUCGGACGUGGUUUCGUGUCACCGUGCACACCUUUCUGAAGCCACAGCCACCUUCAACAACCUGAUUUCCCCGAGUCCUGCUGCGGCUGCCCCAGGCCUGGACUCACGGUACCCUUCAGGAUGAGGACAAGUCUCUGAUGAGUCUCCGCUUGCAAUUUGAUUGGCGUAAUCACUGCAGUUUGCGUUCUAGGCCUCUAAGUGCUUGACACACAGUCAUCCCAGCCAGUGACUGUCCAUCCUACAUCACCCUUGCUUUUACCACUUGUGCCGUUUAUCUUAUUGACAAACAUGUUGGUCUCCAGCACUGCCUACUGUAAUUUCCCUGUGGGCUCAUUUUUAGAGGCGUUACUAAAGCAUGAUACCGCAUUAACCUCUUGCUUCCCCUUCAUUUAUUUUUCUUGCUUCUUCAAAAGUGUUGAAAUGGAAAUGAUCAAUAUUCAUAUCCUUAUGCCAUCUGGGAUUCCUUGUGUGAAAAUGAGUACUUUUUAAGUUCCAAGCCUCUUUACCUUUGCUGCAAUUGAUGCCAACCAACCGCCCCUCCUGCAGCCUCUUCUUUCUUCCUGACCCGUCAGUAAAGGCCUGCUCGCUCUCCAACAUCUGUGCACAUGUCAGUUCGCCACAGCAGAAUUAAUCCUGAUAGAAUCUCUCUCACCCUGCUGGAAUUGUACUCAGUGACUACAUCUAAUAAAUUGCUCAAAGCUUUUAAUAGCAUCGGUUUUAGAUAGAGAGCUAAUCAACCCUGACAUCAGUAACACAUUCUAAAUUUAAAGCCAUC